GAAGACGACGUAUUCGACGAUGAACUCGAGUCCGCCCUCAAAAGUUACCAAAAAUAUUACCAUCUGAAAGCAACGGGGAUACUAGAUGAGCCAACAGUUUCCCAAAUGGUCAUUCCUCGUUGUGGAGGACCAGAUAAAGAAACUCACCACCAUGGAUCAAAAUCCUUACACACUGUUUCUCACUACCAAUUCUUCCCAAACUACCCUCGAUGGCCUCCUGGUAAAUCCGACCUCACAUACGCAUUCGCCUCCGGUUUUCCAAACAAUCGCAUACCUCCCAUUGUCCGUGCCUUCAACCGAUGGUCUUCCGGUACUCGUUACUUUACGUUUUCACGAGUCAAUAACAUUAUGGGUGCAGAUAUAAAGGUUAGUUUUCAAAGAGGAAAUCAUGGAGAUGGUGCUAGUUUUGAUGGGCCUGGUGGUAUAUUGGCACAUGCUUUUGCGCCAACUGAUGGAAGGGUUCAUUACGAUGCAGAUGACACUUUUUCUAACGGACCAGGACCUGUUCCGAAUGUUAUAGAUUUUGAGACGGUAUCAGUUCAUGAAAUCGGACAUCUGCUUGGGUUGGAUCACAGUAACGAUAUGAAUGCGGCAAUGUAUGCUUAUAUCUAUCCUGGAGUCGUAAAGGGUUUGAAUGCAGAUGAUAUAGAAGGCAUAAGAGUUCUCUAUGGACUUUAAUUAAUUAUGUUAUCGUUGUUAUAAUGUAUUAAUAUAUGUUGCAAGUGUUUGAAGAUAACAAGAUGUAUUAUGUAACGAAUGCAAACAUAUUAUUAAAAUAAAU
This is a messenger RNA of Cynara cardunculus var. scolymus (artichoke), 781 nucleotides long. RefSeq names its product metalloendoproteinase 1-like. The record is from RefSeq and is a predicted model, not a curated record. Gene Ontology annotation, cellular component: extracellular matrix. The transcript has a single exon. NCBI's taxonomy places the organism in Eukaryota, Viridiplantae, Streptophyta, Magnoliopsida, Asterales, Asteraceae. Gene Ontology annotation, molecular function: metalloendopeptidase activity; zinc ion binding. The annotation marks the transcript as partial. Gene Ontology annotation, biological process: proteolysis; extracellular matrix organization; collagen catabolic process.